AACCCCAUUUGGUGAGUGGGUAUUUUCGUUAAAUUGAAACUGGUUCCUUUCUUGAAGCUCCAUCAGCUUAAACAAGAAGCAGCAAAAGCGUCUCUAAUUUCAAAACCUGCAAAUUAAUUGCGAGAGAAAAAGCUCAAAAACGAUGGCCAGUGGAAGAAGGCUUGCAGACAUCAUAGGAAUGAAGGACGAUCAGCUAAUCAUUAAAGCUUGCUCUUGUGCCAUGAAGGCUCACAAGUCUCCGGAGAAGCCAUAUGUUCUUGAGAAAACUCGGGUCUCAUCGGAGACCAUCCUCUUCAUCAGCUUUCCUGGAUCUUGGUCUGCAAGUGAUUGGUUUGCUCAAAAGCCUUUUGGAGAAACUAAGAUCAAUCGAUCAGGCCAUCCACCCAUGUUUCCUUCUCUUAGAAGUAUAGGCAACGACGAAGUUGCUACAGUUAAUGAAGCCUUUCUGCGGAGAUUCGAAGAUAAGAUCUUGGGGAGUUCAGAUUUCCAAGAGAAGGUGCAAAAAGCUGUGACAGAGAGGAAGCAAAUAGUGUUUACAGGACACUCCAUGGGUGGUUCGAUGGCCAUCCUGGCAACACUUUGGUUUUUGGAAAAGUACUUCAAACCAGACAACAAAAGCUCACCUCUGUGUCUCACUUUCGGAUGCCCUCUAACUGGUAACCGCAUAUUUUCCCAUGCUCUAAGGCGAGAGAAGUGGGAUCCUUACUUCAUACAUUUUGUCAUGAGAUAUGACAUUGUCCCACGGCUCUUGCUUGCUCCAAUCCCAUCCAUCGAACAAGAAUUUGACUCAAUUCUCCGAUUCUUCGCUACACAAUCAUCCAUCGGCGCCGUACCCGAGGAGGCUUCGAUUUUUUAUACGACUGUCAUGAGGAACGCGGCGUCCGUGGCAAACCACGCCGCCUGUAAUCUCAUGGGGAACACGAAUCUGCUAUUGGAGACUGUAACCAACUUCGUUGAAUUAAGCCCUUACAAGCCCUUUGGGACGUACAUCUUCUGCACUGUGAAUGGAAAACUGGUGGUCUUGAGGAACCCAGAUGCUGUUUUGCAGCUAUUGUUUUAUUCCACUCAGUUGAGCAGUGAAACAGAACUUCAAGAGAUGCCCUGCGUAAGUCUUCGUCAACAUUUUCGCUACGAAGAUGAGUUGCAAGAAAGCUUAGAAAUGCAAGAUGUGGUUGAUUUGAAGCAACUGGAAACGCUCCCAUUGUCGGCAGAGGUCACCGGCGGUGAUAGUGCAACAAUUAACUCGGCCUUAAAUGAUCUUGGCUUGAGCACGAGAGCUAGAUUGUGUCUUCGUGCGGCGGGAGAGCUAGAGAAGCGAAAGCAGGCGAACAAAAGAAACAUAGAUGCCAGGGAGAAAGAUAUCCAAAACGCAAUGAAUGAUCUAGAAACGACGUAUCGAGUGAACUGCGCGCUUCGCAAUGUUGGCUAUUACGACUCCUUCAAGCUUCAGAAAAAUCGCCAGGACUUCGACGCCAAUGUGAAGAGGCUUGUGCUAGCCGGUAUAUGGGACGAAAUCAUCGACAUGCUAAAAAGGUACGAGCUCCCAGAUGACUUCGAGGGCCAGAGAGAUUGGGUAGAGCUCGGAACAAGGUAUCGCCGCCUUGUCGAGCCGCUGGAUAUUGCCAACUAUUAUCGGCACUUGAAGAACGAAGACACGGGACCCUAUGUGACAAGGGGGAGGCCGAAACGAUACAGAUUCACGCAAAGAUGGCGCGAGCACGCUCAAAGGAUGCCUCCUGAAUCCAGUGGAGAGUCGCAUUUCUGGGCAGAGGUGGAGGAGCUCCGCACCAGAACCAGUAGCAGAGGAGGGUUUGAAGAGGUGAAGGAAAGGGUUUUGAAACUUGAAAGAAAUGUAGAGAAAUGGGUUAAUGGAGGAGAGCUGGGUAAGGACGUGCUCUUGGAGGAAUCCACCCUUGUGAAGUGGUGGAAAACACUCCCUGACCACCAUAGGAAGGAGUCUUGCAUUUCAGGACUUCUGAAGAAAUUAUGAGGAAUUGAAGGGAGAUAUAAAAGGAGUUAACUGAAAACAAUGGAAGCGCCCCCUAGCUACUCAGUUUUAAUUGUAUAUAUAUUUUUACUAUAAAUGACAUGUGUUAUAGUCUGAUUGGUAUUGACAUGUCAUUUGGUAGUUUUUGUUAAAAAUUUUGGACCCGAGUUGGGUGCGGGGACUUAUUUGUUAUUUUUGCAUAUUAGUACGAGCUCUCAGCAAGUUUUUAUACCA
Molecule: messenger RNA, 2221 nt
Organism: Alnus glutinosa
Lineage: Eukaryota; Viridiplantae; Streptophyta; Magnoliopsida; Fagales; Betulaceae
Product: protein EDS1B-like
Exons: 3
Coding region: 143-1990 (615 amino acids)
Biological process (GO): defense response; lipid metabolic process
Source: RefSeq, a predicted model, not a curated record